Rotaria socialis is the source of this 669-nucleotide messenger RNA. The record is from the annotation of a GenBank genome assembly. NCBI's taxonomy places the organism in Eukaryota, Metazoa, Rotifera, Eurotatoria, Philodinida, Philodinidae.
AUGAUUAAGCGUAAUACGAGUAUUAUUCCAUACAUCGAUGGAAUUGCUGUUCAUUGGUACGCGACCGAGGAUAUGACAUUUCCUGAUUUUUAUGAAAUAUUCAUUACAAGAUUAGAGUAUCCACAAUUUUUCUACUUUCCUUCAGAAGCUUGUGAAGGUUAUAUGAAAAUCGAUAAAGGACCUCGGUUAGGAAUGUGGAAACGUGGAAUACAUUAUGCUUUAUCAAUUAUUGGUGAUUUACUUGUAGGAGCGUCCGGUUGGACAGAUUGGAAUAUUGUCUUGGAUUUAGAAGGAGGUCCAAAUCAUGUUCAGAAUUUCGUAGACUCACCUAUCAUUGCGAAUACAACAAGUGGAACUGUUUUCUAUAAAAAUCCCAUGUAUUAUGCAAUGGGACAUUUUUCGAAAUUUAUUUCUCGUGAUUCCAUACGUAUUGGCAUGGAGGUAUUAAAAGAAGAAAAACUGUUCGCUUUAGUUGUCCCAUUGAAAAUCGUUAGUUUCUUAACUCUAAAGAAUCAAUUGGUAAUUGUUGUUUUAAAUCAUGAUCCGACACAUGUGCAAAGUGUGCAAAUACUAGAUCCCAAUCAAGGUUACCUGUCUUUGACACUAUUACCAGAAUCAAUUCAGACAAUUGUAUACAAUUUAGCGUCCAGUCCCGAUUUAUUUCCUUAG